Molecule: messenger RNA, 1506 nt
Organism: Lepus europaeus (European hare)
Lineage: Eukaryota; Metazoa; Chordata; Mammalia; Lagomorpha; Leporidae
Gene: PRKN
Product: parkin RBR E3 ubiquitin protein ligase
Exons: 12
Coding region: 82-1479 (465 amino acids)
Biological process (GO): ubiquitin-dependent protein catabolic process; regulation of apoptotic process; regulation of cellular response to oxidative stress
Cellular component (GO): ubiquitin ligase complex; mitochondrion; Golgi apparatus
Molecular function (GO): ubiquitin conjugating enzyme binding; zinc ion binding; ubiquitin protein ligase activity
Source: RefSeq, a predicted model, not a curated record
GCCACUCGUGGGAGGCGCUGUCGGGAGCCGGGGAGCGCGUAGGCCCCUGCCUGCCCAGCAGCGUGCUCCUGCCCAGUGACCAUGAUAGUGUUCGUCAGGUUCAACUCCAGCCACGGUUUCCCAGUGGAGGUCGAUUCUGACACCAGCAUCUUCCAGCUCAAGGAGGCGGUUGCUAAGCGACAGGGGGUUCCAGCUGACCAGUUGCGUGUGAUCUUCGCAGGAAAGGAGCUUGGGGAUGAGUCAACAGUGCAGAACUGUGACCUGGAACAGCAGAGCAUCGUUCAUGUUGUGCAGAGACCACAGAGAAAAGGUCCAGAGACCAAUGCGCCUGGAGGAGACAACCCCAGAAGGACCUCAGGAGGCUUCCAGAGGGAGCCAGCGAGCUUAACGCGAGUGGACCUCAGCAGGGACGUGCUCCCGGCAGUCUCCGUGGGGCUGGCUGUUAUUCUGGAUGCCAGUGGCAGCAGGGGCUCAGCAGCAGCUGGAAGUCCAGCAGGUAGACCAACCUACAACAGCUUCUAUGUUUACUGCAAGGGCCCCUGUCAAAGAGUGCAGCCAGGAAAACUCAGAGUUCAAUGUGGCACCUGCAGACAAGCGACCCUGACCUUGGCCCAGGGCCCAUCUUGCUGGGAAGAUGUCUUGGAUCCAAACCGGAUGCAUGGUGAAUGCCAAGCCCCAAACUGCCCUGGGACCAGAGCAGAAUUUUUCUUUAAGUGUGGAGCACACCCGACCUCUGACAAGGAAACAUCAGUAGCUUUGAACCUGAUCACAACCAACAGUCGCAACAUCUCUUGUAUAACCUGCACAGACAUAAGGGACCCUGUCCUGGUCUUCCAGUGCAACCACCGCCACGUGAUUUGCUUGGACUGUUUCCACUUGUACUGUGUGACGCGGCUCAACGACCGGCAGUUUGUCCACGACCCCCAGCUUGGCUACUCCCUGCCCUGUGUGGCUGGCUGUCCCAACUCCUUGAUUAAAGAGCUCCAUCACUUCAGGAUUCUUGGAGAAGAGCAGUACAGCCGGUACCAGCAGUAUGGAGCGGAGGAGUGUGUGCUGCAGAUGGGCGGCGUGCUGUGCCCCAGCCCCGGCUGUGGAGCGGGGCUGCUGCCCGAGCCAGGCCAGAGGAGAGUCACCUGCGAGGGAGGCGGCGGCCUGGGCUGUGGGUUCAUCUUCUGCCGCGACUGUAAGGACGCCUACCACGAAGGGGCGUGCAGUGCACAUUCUGAGGUCUCGGGAGCCGGAGCUCAGGCCUACAGGGUGGACGAGAGAGCCGCGGAGCUCGCUCGCUGGGAAGAGGCCUCCAAGGACACCAUCCAGAAAACCACCAAGCCCUGUCCGCGGUGCCACGUGCCGGUGGAGAAAAACGGAGGAUGCAUGCACAUGAAGUGUCCGCAGCCCCAGUGCCGGCUCGAGUGGUGCUGGCACUGCGGCUGCGAGUGGAACCGCACCUGCAUGGGCGACCACUGGUUCGACGUGUAGCCGGGAUGGUGACUGGAGAAGCACGGC